This is a messenger RNA of Colias croceus (clouded yellow), 1597 nucleotides long. RefSeq names its product thioredoxin domain-containing protein 5 (gene prtp). Gene Ontology annotation, molecular function: protein disulfide isomerase activity. Gene Ontology annotation, cellular component: endoplasmic reticulum. Bases 169 to 1551 code for a protein of 460 amino acids. Gene Ontology annotation, biological process: protein folding. NCBI's taxonomy places the organism in Eukaryota, Metazoa, Arthropoda, Insecta, Lepidoptera, Pieridae. The transcript has 8 exons. The record is from RefSeq and is a predicted model, not a curated record.
UUUUGCUGUCAAAUCUGGGUGAUGAUAAUUUGAUACCCAGCAUUGUUUUCAAUUAAUUAGAGAGUACCUACCUAAUAACUUCCUAUUCGUAGAACUUUAAAAUGUGUUAAUAUUGAAAUGUGCGAAUUUUGAAUAAGCAUAAAACAUAAUAAUAUACAAAAAAACAAAAUGUGUAAAUGUACAUUUGUGCUAGCUUUGGUUUUUAUGUUAAGUUUACCGGAUUAUGUUGCUCCAGUGGAAGGUUCAGUAUAUGAAUAUAAUCCAGAAAUGUUUAAAUCACAAGUCAUGGAAAUGGAUGGCAAUUUUAUUAUGUUCUAUGCACCUUGGUGUCGACAUUGCACCGAAUUUGAGCCUAUAUGGACUGAGCUAGGUGAAUUAAUAAAUACCAAGGAUUCCAGAUUUGUUAUUGCUCAGAUGGAUUGUACUAAGUAUCCAAAAUUGUGUCAUGAAAAUGAUAUAACAGGAUAUCCAACAUUGUUAUAUUUUCCCAAAAAUUCAUUUUCACCCAUUGAAUAUAAAGGGACAAGAGAUCUUCCUUCAUUGACACUCUUUUUGAGUGAGGUUUUCACUAUGGGAAAGGAUGUUGAUGAGAUCCCUGAAAGAGAAACAUCAUCUGAAGUUAAAAUACACUAUGGAAUGGCACAUUUGACUGAUCACAAUAUAGAAAAAUUCAUAUCAAAUGGACAGCAUUUUAUUAUGUUUUAUGCCCCAUGGUGUAUGGCUUCACAGAUGUUAGGACCAAUAUGGGCAAAGCUGGCUAUGCAGUAUGAAAAUAAUGAAUACAUACAAAUUGGUCAAGUGAAUUGUAUGCUCAAUGAAAUAACUUGCAAGAACUUUGAUAUUAAGCAGUAUCCAUACCUGCUGUGGAUUUUUAAUGGCAGAAUUAUGGGAGUUGCUGUAGAAAUGUACACAUUGGAAGAUUUAACAGAAUAUGUAGAGAAAAUGCUGCUCACUGAAAACCAUGAUCCAGAUAAAUUCAUGAAGAAAAAGAAAGCAUUGCCAGUUGCGAGAAUAACAGAGGAAACAUUUGAGACAUUCUUACAAAAGGAUCUGGUGUUUGUUAAUUAUUUUGCACCUUGGUGUGCCCAUUGCAUGCAAUUGAGUCCACUCUGGAUGAAACUCGGUGAGAAAUUCCAAGAUGAACCCAGGGUACUGAUUGCUGAUGUUGAUUGUGUCAGAUCAAAAGCUGUUUGUGAAAUGGAAAAGAUUAACGGCUUACCCACACUGAUUCUAUACAAACACAAAGAAAUUGUAAGUGUUGAACACGGAAGCAGACCUCUAGAGAGCCUGGUGAGUUUGGUCAAUGAACAUUUGCAAAACUCGACUAAAAAAGAAUCAGAUAAGGAUAAAUCAGAACCAAUACUGGUUGAUGCUAAUCUAGAUCCUAGUCAAGAAAAUGUUUUAGAGAGUACAGAGAAAGAUAAAUUAAGCGACGACGAAAUAAUAAUUCAAGAUGAUACUAAUGAACUACCAGAUUUAAAUGAUUUAGAUGAAGUAGUAGAAGUGAAUGAUGACGACGAAAAAGAAAUGCAUACCAAAGACGAACUCUAAUACGUAUUUCAUAGGUAGAUAAAUAAAAUAUUUAUUUGAUCUCAAA